Messenger RNA from Haliotis rubra (blacklip abalone), 2100 nucleotides. RefSeq names its product adhesive plaque matrix protein-like. The record is from RefSeq and is a predicted model, not a curated record. Lineage: Eukaryota; Metazoa; Mollusca; Gastropoda; Lepetellida; Haliotidae. The coding region runs from base 1 to 2100 and encodes 699 amino acids. The transcript has 3 exons.
AUGACGCACCCAACACUUCCCCUGAACCUACAUCCAGCACCCAACACUUCCCCUGAACCUACAUCCAGCACCCAACGCUCCCCCAGAACCUACAUCCAGCACCCAACACUUCCCCGAAACUACAUCCAGCACCCAACACUUCCCCCAGAACCUACAGCCGGCACCCAAAGCUCCCCGUCCCUACACCCAGCACCAAACAACCCUCCCCAACCCACACCAACCAACCAACAUUCCCCCCGUAUUUACACCCUGCACCCAACGCGCCCCGCGAACCUACACCCGGUACCCAACUCUCCCCGUAUCUACACCCGGUGCCCAACAUUCCCCCAUAUCUACACCCGGCACCCAACGCUCCCCCGAAUCUACACAAAGAACCCAGCACUCCUCCCGAACCUACACCCAGCAACCAAUGCUUCCCCGAACCUACACCAAGCAAACAACACUCCCCCCGAACCUACACAAAGUAAGCAACAUUCCCCCAGUAUCUACACCCAGCACCCAACAAUCCCCCCGCACCUACACCUGGCACCCAACAUUCCCACCGAAUCUACACCCAGCACCCAACACUCCCCCCGCACCUACACCUGGCACCCAACAUUCCCCCGAGUAUCUACACCCAGCACCCAACACUCCCCGCACCUAGACCUGGCACCCAACAUUCCCCGGUAUCUACACCCAGCACCCAACACUCCCCGCACCUACACCCGGCACCCAACACUCCCCGAACCUACACAGCACCCAACACUCCUCCAGAACCUACACCCAGCACCCAACUCUCCCCGCACCUACACCUGCACCCAACAUUCCACCGGAUCUACACCCAGCAACCUCCCCGCACCUACACCUGGCACCCAACAUUCCCCAGUAUCUACACCCAGCACCCAACACUCCCCGCACCUACAUCUGGCACCCAACAUUCCCCAGAUCUACACCCAGCACCCAACUCUCCCCCAGACCUACACCCGGCACCCAACUCUCCCCGCACCUACACCUGGCACUCCAACAUUCCCACCGAAUCUACACCCAGCACCCAACACCCCGCACCUACACCUGGCACCCAACAUUCCCCCAGUAUCUACACCCAGGCACCCAACAUUCCCCACGUAUCUACACCCGCACCCAACUUCCCUCGACCUCUUACACCUGGUGAUCUUCCCCGCACCUGCACCUGGCACCCCCACGGACCUGCUCCAACCUCCUCCGCACCUACACCUGGCACCCAACAUUCCCCAGUAUCUACACCCAGCACCCAACACUCCCCGCACCUGGACCUGGCACCCAACAUUCCCCAGUAUCUACACCCAGCACUCGCAACUUCUCCCCCGGACCUACACCCGGCACCCAACCCUCCCCAACCUACACCUGGCACCCAACAUUCCCACCGAAUCUACACCCAGCGCCCAACACUCCUCCGAACCUACACCCAGCACCCAACAUUCCCCCGAAUUUACCCGGCACCCAACAUUCCCCACGAGACCUACACCCGGCACCCAACGUUUCCUCGUAACUACACCUGGUACUCAACGCCUCCUCCCGAACCUACACCCGGCACCCAACGCUCCCCGUAUCUACACCCAGCACCCGGCACUCCCCAGUAUCUACACCCAGCACCCAACAUUUCCCCGUAUCUACGCCCAGGGACCAAACGUUCUCCCCGAACCUACACCAAGCACCCAAAUCUCCCCCGAGACCAACACAAAACCACCCAGCCUCCCCCGACCUACAGCCGGCACCCGAAGCUCCCCGAAUCUACACACAGCACACAACGCUUCCCCGUCCCUACACCCAGCACCAAAUGCUUCUCUUUCCCCGAACCCACACCAAGCAACCAACACUCCCCGUAUCUACACCCCCGCACCGAACAUUCCCCGGAACCUCCUCCCGGCACCCAACAUUCUCCCCGUAUUUACAUCCGGCACCCAACAUUCCCCACCUGGUACCCAACGCCCCCCACUCUCUACCCUCCCUACCCCCUACCCCAUCCCCGGCACCCAACGCUCCCGCGAACCUACACCCGGCACCCAACUGCCCCGUAUCUACACCUGGUACCCAACAUUCACCCCGAACCUACACCCGGCACCCAACCCUCCCCGAACCUAA